Cetraspora pellucida is the source of this 210-nucleotide messenger RNA. The record is from the annotation of a GenBank genome assembly. NCBI's taxonomy places the organism in Eukaryota, Fungi, Glomeromycota, Glomeromycetes, Diversisporales, Gigasporaceae.
AUGGUUAAAACAAUCAGGCAAUUAGAUACUACCUACCUUGGCUAUACAGCCCAUACUAUUCAUCUUGCAGUCACAGAUGGUUUAAAAAAAUUUUUAGAAUUGGCUAAAAGUUUGGUAAAUAAUCCUGAUCAUACUAUUCGUGCCGAUGGUAAUAGUCUAAAUGAAAAAAUGCUUACUAAUGAAAAAUGGACAGGUAGUGAUUCAAAUUAA